Messenger RNA from Macrobrachium nipponense, 9910 nucleotides. RefSeq names its product leucine-rich repeat serine/threonine-protein kinase 1-like (gene Lrrk). Gene Ontology annotation, biological process: protein phosphorylation. Lineage: Eukaryota; Metazoa; Arthropoda; Malacostraca; Decapoda; Palaemonidae. The coding region runs from base 278 to 8908 and encodes 2876 amino acids. The transcript has 47 exons. Gene Ontology annotation, molecular function: protein binding; protein kinase activity; ATP binding. The record is from RefSeq and is a predicted model, not a curated record.
UGAAUACUGGCUAGAAGUUAUGUGGAGGACACUGAAUAUGUCCUUGCCGUACGUUUUGUUUGAUUUCGUAGAUGACUGUUUCUGAAGUCAAACGAAGAAUGUCAAAGUAAAUAUGUGCUUUUGUUGUUGAAUGAAAAAAAAAGAGAGAAUAGAAACGACGCGGAACAAAGAAUACCCUCAGUGUCUCGUGCUUUCGAUUGACUUAUGAUUAAGUGAAGGUUUAAUCAUAUUGUGAAUCAGACGGAGAAUGAGAGACUGCCCUUAGUUGAAAGAGGCCAUGAGGAUUCCGAAGAAACCAUCGGGGCCCGGAGAGCCCAAGUUCCAUCUGUUCGAGUCGUUUCGCGAAGCUGUAAUCUCCGUCGUGGAGAAGCUCAGGUCUUCUCUCGCGGAUAAAUCAGCUUCUGUGAAGGAAGGAGGAGAAGAAGAACAGGAGGAAGAGGAAAAGGAGAAUGGGAAGAUAAAAUUUCCCUUCUCCAAAACGCCUUUGGAUCUUCUUCCUGAAUCUGCAUUGACUGCUGAGGAUUUGUAUUACAAGGCAGCUUUGUGGGAUAAUGCGGAGUUACUGGAAGAUCUGCUGAACGGCGAACAGAUAAGUCACCUUGAUUGUCGAGAUGCUUGGGGACGUACCCCAUUACACGCAGCAGCUACAACAGAGUCGUCCCGUUGCCUUAGAAUUCUCCUUCAGGCAGGGGCUGAUGCCAAUAUGGCCUCGGGACCUCGUGCAGAAGGAAGAACUUGCCUUCACAUAGCUUCUGAACAUGGUGCUGUGGAGAACAUACGUUUGCUCCUGGAUUAUGGAGCAGAUCUACUAGCAAAAGAUGCAAACGGUCUUACGGCCCUGGAUCUGGCUGAGCAAGGCGAGCAUACGCAGUGUAUGACAGUCCUCAAAAAUGCUGCAGAUGCGCGUGAACUUGCCCGCCAGGAACUGCACUCGGCACUGCGAGAGUCUUGCAGCCGGGGAGAUGUCUCACGUGCAAAGGCCAUCCUCAGAGAUUUGGGCGCAGAAGCCGAAAUUAUCAUUAAUUCCGCACCAAAUGGCUCUAACACACUGUUGUUCAAAGCUUGUGAAGAGGGACAACGAGAAAUGGUCCGGCUUUUGCUGGACCAUGGAGCAGAUGGCAGAAUUCAUCCUGUCACAAAAUACUCUCCCUUAUACAUUGCAUGUUAUUAUGGUCGUAGGGAUAUUGCUGAAAUGCUACUUAAGAAAUUUCCAACACUUGUCAACGUUUCCACUGUGGAAAGAUGGUUGCCACUACAUGCAUGUAUUAUCAAUGGGCAUGCAUCUGUUUUAGAGCUUUUACUUAAGUAUCCUUAUCCGGAAGAGGCACUGAAAAAGUACUGGGGAAAAACCAAUCAGUUUGAGUAUGAAAUGGCCUUUGAUAUAAAUAUGAAAGAUGUAACAGGACAGAGUGCACUGUACUUAGCUUGCUAUGUUGGAAAUCAAAAGCUAGUUGAUCUUCUUCUCAAACAUAAAAUCCAGGCAACCAAAAUAAAGACCAAAGAAGAAUUAGAUAAGGAGAGGCAUCUGAAGGAUCAUGAAACAAUUAGUAAUGACUCGAAGUCAAGUAGCAGAGAGAAUUCUAAGACAAGUAUUGAAGUCAGUACUGAAUUAGCUGAGAAUAGUGAUGAAGUGACGAGUCCAACAAAGCACCGAAUAUCUGGGGGUAUCCAGGCCUUAAUGUCUAAAUUAAAUCUUGUUAGAACCGAAAAUAAUCCAAAGGAUAACAUGUUAUCUCCACUUGAUAUUGAUAUGUAUUGCAACAGUAAUACAGAAACAGCACUGCACAUAGCUGUGAAAAAUAAGCAUCAUAGCAUUGUAUCAAUGCUACUAGCAGCCGGAGCUAAUCCUAAUUUACGAGUGUAUCUUCCUGAUGAUGAGAUGGCAAGGCUUGCUGAAGAUGAAUAUAUAUUCACAGGCUCAACAGCACUAGUCGAAGCUUGCAGAAAUCGUGAUUUAGGGAUGCUUGAUUUGCUGCUUAAAAAUCAUGCUCGAGAUGAUGAGUGUAAAGCACUUUUUAUUGCUGCUCAUACCAAAGAUGAAAUUAUAGUAUCAAAACUUUUAGCACUCAAGGCACACCCAGAUCCUGAAUUCAAGGUGAAUAAGAGAGCCAUGGAGAUUAAACCCAGUCAACAGUUUAGUUCUCUUAGUGUUAGCAAUUCAGGUGGUGUGUACUCAUCGCUGUCACCUAGCACCCCUGUAAUGAUCAACUGGCAUGGGCAGCGCUGUCUUUCAUAUCUUAAGGACCAGUGGUUAAUAGAUGCUUCAGUAAAUCUCAAUCCUAAGUUGAAGCUUAGUCCAAGAAAUCAGGUGAUUGCAUUAUAUGCAAUUACUCGUCUAGAUAUUUCUAAUAAUUCCCUCACACAAUUACCAGAUAUGAUCUUCCAACUCCCUAGUUUAAAGACAUUAAAUGCUGCGCAAAACAAAAUAGAAAAGCUCCCCACCACCAUAGGGCAAUUUAUUGAUGGGACUGUCACAUUACCACGAAAAGGAUCUAAAAAAGAUUUGUUCCUUGGUCCUGUUUCUGUCUUGGAGGAAGUUCAUCUGCAGGAUAAUAGGUUAGAUUCCCUUCCCGACGGAUUGUUCAUGCUUCCAGCACUACAGCACCUUGAUGUUUCUAACAACAAGUUGUCAGUCCUUCCAUACAAAAUUUGGACUGCUCCAAAACUACGGGAACUUAAUGCUUCACUGAACCUGUUACAUGACCUUCCCGUUAGACCUGAUGGUAUAGGAAGUGAAUUAGGGUUAAGUACUGAAACAGUGAAUGAAAUCAGUGAUGAGGAAAGCUUAUCAUCUGCGAGUGAAUUGCAACUUAAUCUACUGGAAGAUUCAACUGAAGAAUCCCCAGCUCGUCGUAAGACCCCAGACACCCGAGUACUAUCUUUAGGCAAACAUGGAAACGUUGUUACCUGCUGUAGACGUCGAGAACUAAAACAUCACAGCCUUUGGUCUAAUUCAAUUGACAUUCAAGAAUCUCUUGUUGGUGUUAGAGACACAGAGGAGGAAACACUAUCUCGUCUGCAGUCAUUAAACUUAUCACACAAUGCAUUUACAUGUGUGCCUUCUGGCCUUGCAUGUUUGGCAGUGUCACUUAAUCGUCUCAAUCUUAGUUAUAACAGAUUACACGAGAUGGGUGCAGCAAGCUGUUAUCCUGUCGGCUUGAAACAGUUAGACUUGUCUCAUAAUCUUAUCCGAGCAUGGCCUACAGUUAGCCGUAGCGAAUCCUUAGAGAGUCUUGAGUCCAGCCAGUCUUCUUGCUAUGCUCUUGCAGAGCUUACGAAAAGUGCAAAACUCUCAUGUUCAGUAGUGUUCUCUAGUAAAAUCCAUCCCUAUUCCUUUGUUCCUCUACCCGCUUAUGCAGGUCGAAAAUUUGGGCAAAAUUUGGGCAUAAGCCGAGUAAGAGGGAGCACAAACUCUCCCCUUGGCUCUCACAGUGCAUCUCCAACGCCUGGCUCAUGUAUUCACCGUCGCCAUAUUCGCCUUGAGUCGCUACGAACUUUAAUUUUAGCAGAUAAUCAGCUGACAAGACUCUGCCUGUAUUUAGAUGACAACGAAUUUUCUAUAGUGAACGAUGUUGAUGACAAUGAGCCAAGCCCCGUCCGAGCCAGUACCCCAAGGAAAGGGUGGUUGCUGUUUCCUAAUCUCUCAAUGUUAGAUGUUAGUAAUAAUCUACUCAGGGAUCUUCCUACAACACUUCAUGAGCUUACAAAUCUCUCGGUUCUCAACAUAUCUGGUAAUACUGACAUUACAGAACUACCACCAGAAAUGGGCCUUCUGUCACGUCUUUGGAAUCUCAAUACUCGAGGGUGCUCUUUACAAGAACCUUUAAAAUCUAUGAUUGAGAGCAAAAAGUAUAAAACCAUGGAUGUUAUUGGAUACCUUAAGAGUAUACUGGAAGAUGCAAGACCUUAUGCUAGAAUGAAAUUGAUGAUUGUUGGUGUCCAAGGUAUUGGUAAGACAUCUCUUUUGGAACAGUUAAGACAAGAAGGAACAGGUUCUUACAGGAAGAAACCUGUUGAGCACUGGGCCAAGAGAAUGGGAAACAAAAAUAUAAACACCCGAACCUCAAGAGGCACCAGCAUGUCUACAGUAGGUGUUGACAUUGGAGAUUGGAUUUUUGAGAAGAAAAUUAGAGGUCACAGCAAUUAUGGACCUGUUGUAUUUAGAACUUGGGACUUUGGGGGCCAGAAGGAGUACUAUGCUACCCAUCAGUACUUUUUAUCAAAACGAUCAUUAUACCUUGUGGUCUGGAAGAUCAGUGAUGGAGAGAGAGGAGUUAGUGAGAUCCUUCAGUGGCUAGUUAACAUCCAGGCUCGUGCUCCUAAUUCCCCUGUGUUAAUUGUUGGUACACACUAUGACCUUGUGAAAGAAAAAUUUCCACCAUCCUGGAGUGAAGAUUUGCAGCAAAUGAUUCGUGAUAGAUUCAUUAAUGUCAUUGAUGCAGAUAAACUGGGUUUACCUCGAGUUUUAGAUACAAUCGAAGUUAGCUGUAAGAGCAGACAUAACAUCAAGCUCCUGUGUAACUUGGUAUAUGAUACAGUUUUCUCUCUGAAAACACCAGGAAGCAAAGAAAGACUACUAGAACAACGAAUACCAGCCUCAUAUUUAGCUUUGGAGGAUGUAGUAGGAGUUUUGGCACUUGAGCGGAGGGUUCAGGGUCGGGAUCCUGUGUUACCAGCAGACAAAUAUCAAACCCUAGUGACCCAGGAAAUGGCUAGUAGAGGUUACCGACCAUUCAGAGAUUUAGCAGAACUUAAUCAAGGCACCACAUUUCUUCAUGAGAAUGGUGUGAUGCUUCACUAUGAAGAUGCAACAUUGAAAGAUCUCUACUUCCUUGAUCCUCAAUGGCUGUGUGAUAUGUUAGCUCAUGUUGUUACAAUAAGGGAAAUAAAUCCUUUUGCACGAAACGGGAUAAUGAAGUUAGAUGACCUCAAACAUGUAUUUAAAUCUUCUACAUGUGCUCCAGUGGAUGCCAAAUCCUAUAUUGUGAAUCUUUUGAACAAAUUUGAAGUGGCUUUGACAUGGGACAACAGAACACUACUGAUUCCAUCAUUACUUCCAUCAGAAGAGCAACUUAGAAGUGGUCUGCCGGGCAUGGAUGUCAGGGUAAAGAUCCCAGUAAGAUCAAGAGGAUGGGCAGUACGUGGGAAAAAGUUUUCAGGAUCUACUGGUUCAACUGUGGUUGGAAAUUCAUCCUUUUAUAUGACAAGCACUGAAGAACGUAAACCAUCUAGGCCAUUGUCUUCUCAUGGGCUUACAGCAGAUGCUAUAGGAAGUCCAAAGAAGGAAGAUGCUGAGACUAAUGCAAUAGCACCUCCAGAGACACCUGCCCUUCAAGUUACUCAUCGUUCUGCCCCUCAUGCUGCAAUACGUCGAUUAUUGUUGAUGUCUUAUUUUCCAUCUGGUUUCUGGUCACGACUCAUAACCAGGAUACUUGCUGAUGAUGCUGUCGUUGAUAUAAUCAGAAAUUACUUUGUCAUGCCAAGAGAGGUACUAAAUGAUCGGGACCUUUCCUCUAUUCUGGGUGGCCAGGCUGAGUGGGUUUGCUGGCAGACAGGCAUGGAGCUUCAUUAUGCUCAUACUACUCUUUUCAGAAUGAGAGAGGUUUUACCUGUUAAUUCAUAUGGUGUUUCUCAAGGAUCUUAUGGUCCCCAUACACCAAACAAUGGUCCAAAUCACUCCUCUCAGAUAAAUCAUCAUCUUUAUGAUUAUAAGAGCAUGCGUUUCCUAGUUCGACAGGAAGGAGUGUGGUCAGAUGUUGAGGUUGGCAAUUCUGCAGUACUAGAAAUUAGCCUUCCUAAUGAGGCUGUAGUGAUAAAGCGUCCUCUCCAAGAGAGUGACCCUGCAAACACAUCAGCAACAGACAUCCUCGCCUGUGGUAUACAGUCUGUUGUUUUGGAUCCUGCCCCAGAAUGUGUUGCCAAACUUCUGUCCUUAGCUGUAGAUCAUAUUGAUACUUUACUAGAAGAUUGGUAUCCAACUUUGGGCACAAGAUUUGUGCACACAAGUGAAGGAAAAUUCUUGGUGACUCGGUUGGUACCAUGUCCAAUGUGCCUUGAAUGUCAUGGUCAGCAUGAGGGGCCAGGGAAUCACCCACAAGCACGUCAUUUGCCUGAUAAUUGGGGCUCUUUUGUGGAGAUGAACCCUCUUUAUUGUUCCAUGACAGCAUCUCAAAUAUCACAAGAUCUGAAUUCAUCACAUACCUCCUCCUUAGAACGUUCCAUCCUUACUAACAGCUUAAUGGGAAGUUUGGUGAAUUCUCAGCAGGGUCAUAUGGGUUUAAUUAAUGUUAAUGGAGUUUCACCACAACCUGGAGGAAGGUCAUCAACUUCUUCAACAAAUGCUGGAGGUAUUGGUGGAGGUGUGUCCCCAGCUGGAGCAGCAGGUGGUGGUAACAUGUCCCCUCAACUUCCAAGGCGUAGCUGGGGCUCACGUGAAUCUUACACAUCUGAUGGAGACAGUGGUGUUGGAGCUGAAUCGACUACUUCAAGCCGUAAGCCAUCAGCAGAAGGCCGUCCUGACUUAGACAAUAUUGGAAACAAUGAAGGAGAAAGUUCUGGAGGUCAAGAAGUAACUCCUGUGGUCUACUCCUUUAUGGUUGAAGAGUGCAUAUUAGCUGCAUAUACAGCUCGCUCAGUUCCAUGUCCUCUUCACGCUGAUCUUCUGUUGGCUCAAGUUGCACCAGACACUGUGUUCCUAGACUUAGGUGAUCGAUAUUUAGUUCGGCCAGAUUCGAUCAAGCAAGGAAAGCUUCUAGGAAGAGGCGGCUUUGGUUUUGUCUUCCAGGGUACUUGUCGUAACAGAAUUAGUGGGGCACCUAUGGAUGUAGCUUUAAAAAUGCUACAACCUGUUGAUCCUGGGACGAAUGCAAAUCAAAGUGCUAUUGUUGCAUAUAAGGCUUUGCAGAGUAAAUGGGAGCGGGAUCCUCUUCAGCAUGCUUGCAAAGCAUAUUGUUCAGCAAGACAAGAAGUAAAUAUUUUACUCUCUUUACGUCAUCCACACAUUGUGCCUCUAGUUGGUGUAUGUCCACGUCCACUAGCUUUAGUACUCGAAUUAGCACCACAAAGGGCUUUAGAUCAGUGCUUAAAGCAUUAUCAACGUUCAGGAGCCAGAUUAUCCCUCCAUACCCUGCAGGCUGUCAUACUACAGGUUGCCAAGGCUUUAGAGUAUCUUCAUGGUCAGCAUAUUAUUUACAGAGACCUGAAAAGUGAGAAUGUUUUAGUAUGGGAGCUUCCACCUCCAUUCCAUCAUUAUCCUCAGCCUAAAGUAGAUGUCCGGUUAGCAGAUUAUGGUAUCAGUCGGUCCAGCUUGCCCACUGGUACAAAAGGUUUUGGAGGAACAGAAGGAUUUAUGGCUCCAGAGAUGAUGAGACACAAUGGUGAAGAAGAAUAUACAGAAAAGGUUGACUGUUUCUCAUUUGGUAUGUUUAUGUAUGAGCUGCUAACUACUCAUCAGCCAUAUGAACACUGUGAUAAUGUUAAAGAACAUGUUUUAGAAGGAGGAAGACCAGCUCUCACUCAUCGGGAAACAGAAUAUCCAGUAUAUGUGUUGGACCUUAUGGUAAUGUGCUGGUCACAGCAACCAAGGCUAAGACCAUCAGCUUCCCAGAUUGUGUCUAUUGCUUCAGCCCCUGAGUUCACUCACCUACUUGAUGUGGCUUCUCUUGAUCAUUCACUGAAUAUCAUGGAUGCCAUUAGAGUGCCACCUAUCUUAGUAAAAGAUGAAGACGGAGAGUUAGUGGUUCGUGACCAAGGCAGUGUGUGGGUUAGUCGCACAUCUCCACAGCUUGACAUGGUUGGGGCAGGAGAGUGGGGAUGGAAUGGAUACACAAGUAUUGAAGGUUUGCCUGAUGCCAUUACUGCUAUGUGUUGUGUUGGACAAUAUGUGUGGCUUGGAGACAAUGCUGGAAAUAUCCAUGGUUACAACAUGAUAGACUACAGUAGGGUCUUUAGCUACUGCCUUGAGCCUGAUGCUCCACAGUCAUCCCCUGUACGGUCACUCUGCAGCAUACAUGCUUUGGGACGUGUGGCUGUUGCACUCUGCAAUGGUCGGCUUUUCUUGUGUAGUUCUGAUGUUACACCAACAUCACCAGUCUUAGGUGAAGGGAGUUUCGUUAUGACAGAAUUGGCUGGUUCUACUCAACAAAUUCACUGUUUAGCUGUUGCUCAUAUACCAUCAGCAUGGUCAUUGUGGUGUGGUGGAAGUGAAGGUACUAUGAGCAUCUUUUCUUUACGUGACGAUGGUCUGGUUACUAGUCAGGAUGCUGUGUCCCACUUUUCUACUUCUACACCACCACCUACAAGUGAUGCAUGUGAUGUUUUGAUUCUACAUUCCCCACAAAAUCCCUCAAGUGUCUUACCUCAUUUGAGAAAUUCCAUGUGGUCUUAUGUCUACCCAGGCUGUGUUGUAUACCACUGGGAUGUAAAGGACCAAAAGGUGGUUAAUCGGCUGGACUGCUCAAAGUUGGUACCUUGCUCUGAAAGCUUACAAUCCAUUAGCAUUGAAGAACAUUUAUCACCAUCGCAUUGUCAGGUAUCUGCAGUAGCAGUGUGUGGUGGUGAAGUUUAUGUUGGAACAACCUGGGGAUGUGUUGUUGUUGCUGAAGCAGAGUCUAUGCGCCCCAUUACUGUUUUUCGACCAUAUGAAGAUGAAGUGAGGGCUAUUGUCCCCUUGCCUUCCCCAUCUGUAAUUACUGAUAGAGAUGAAAAUGUGGCAGAUGCUUCAGAUGGUGAUCAAGAUAGUGACUGCUAUACCAAUACCCCAACACCUCUAUUAGCUACAAUUGGUAAAGGUUACAGAAACUUAUUAGGACGUUAUUCACCUAUGCCUAGAUCGGCACAACCCGAGCCAGCAGUACAGAGAGCAAUGUACUGUUUAUUAUGGAGAGCUCAUCAUUGGUUGAAUACAUGAAUAAUAAAUACAAAGUGCAUUAGUAAACAAUUUUAUAAUUACAAUUUUCUUACCUGACUUUUUGCACAGUUUGAACGUAUAUUAUCAUAAUACAGUUGCUGUGCAAUUGCCAACUCAAAAUACUACUGUCACAAAGUUUAUUAACUUAGGUUGUGUUAACUGAUGGACUUACUAAAGAUUCAUUUGUGUAUUGCACCAGGUAUUUUUAUUUUUUCAAAACUUGUUUAUUGUAAGACUAGGAAGAUAUGGAUUUACAAAGAACUUUUUUUUAGAGUUUUGUUCAGGACUCAAAAAUGUUUGGCAUGUGCAAAGUACAUUACAUGCCAAAGUUCAUUAAGGAAAAAUUGGAAGUCAACUCCCCUACGAUUGUACUGUUCCAUGCCUUGUGAAGGAAUUGCUGACUGUGACCUGGUGUUUUGUCAUGAAAUCCAUCUACAUAUGUAAAUAUAUCAUAUCCCUCUUGAUUCUGGUGUCCUCAUUGUUAAUAUGUUAUCUUUUGCUAGACUGGUGUACAGUAUGAUGGAGUUAUAAAAUGUAAAUUUUUAAAUCUCUGUACAGGGUUUAUCUAGCAUUUUUUUUCAAGAACAGAUUUUGCUAAGGGUAACUGGAGUACUUUAAUUCUGUAAGUACUUAGUAUUGUAUACUGUACAGUACUUUCGCAAGAGAAAUUUCUGAUAUUCAGAGAAUCAUACCUCUUGUAUUUAAUUCAAUAGGCAUUGCUGAAGGUGGCAGAAUCAGGAAUAUUUUUAUUACUGCAAUUGACAUUAAGGUGAAGAUCUUUUGUACAGGUUAUGUUGAAUAAUGUUGAGAAUAAAAAUUGUGUAAGGGUUUUGGUAAUGAACAUAGUUCUCAAGGUUAGACUGAAGAUAUUAACAUUUUCAAAUAUUUUUAAUAAAAUAAUUACUUUUAAUAUAAAUAAAACUACUUUAUUAGUUGACUGUGAUCAUAUUACAGCUUUUUGAUGUUAGUAAUAUUUCAUGCCUUAUUCCACUCAUAACAUGA